UAAACCAAAUAUUUUAUGGCGAAAUGAAAAAUGGACGCAGAAAUAUUAGAGUCAGUUAAUAUAUUCCUGGUUGGUAUACUAUUUUGUGACAAAAACAGCGUUUACUAUUGUGUUUGCAUAUUUCAUAAAAAAUGGAACCGAUUUAGGAGGAGUUCCUCAGCGUUAUUUUCUGUAAAACGAACGGCAAGGUGGAGAAGUCUUGUUCAUGCCUCCUUGAAUAUCAAGUCCGGUCGUUCUAUGCAGUUGCCUAAGCAAUUUCACCCGGUUGUCUCAGUAGCGCAACGCAAUGAAGCUGGACGGGAAGUGACGCUGGUUGAGUACCUGUCUGGUGUUGUGCAUAGAUUUUGAAGUAAUCACUGGAACCCCAUUUUAGUCAAUGCACACAUUGCGCAAGGAGCAUGUUCACGUUUGGUGUGAUUUGCGGGCCACAGGCUUUAGUACUAGUACAUCGAAGGCAGAUAAUAGCUUGAACGGUGAUCUUAUUAAUGCUUCUAAGUACGCAGUGCUAUGUCAAACACGCAGCUAUGAAUAUGAAGAGUUUGUUUCGUUCAAAUCGGCUAGUAAACCAGAAAUAGCCAAUAUUACACCUUGCAGCCUGGAAAUCAUUGUUUGAAUGCAGAAUCUUUGAAAAAAAUAAACAGAAAGCAAGUACCAAAUUUCACACUGUUCCACUGUUGAGUGGGCAGACAGUACUUGUGCAAGUAUGGUCAUGAUGACACAAUGGCGUGUGGUUCAUGUGGAAGUGUACCGGAAACUGCCGAGCAUAUAUUCUUUGCAUGCCCUUCUUUUCCCGCUAAAAGAAACAAAUUAAAAGAUUUGGUUCUGUCUAGUCCGAGUCCUGAAAACUUGCUAUCAUACAUGGUAAAUGACAUUA
Messenger RNA from Rhagoletis zephyria (snowberry fruit fly), 874 nucleotides. RefSeq lists its product as uncharacterized. The record is from RefSeq and is a predicted model, not a curated record. Lineage: Eukaryota; Metazoa; Arthropoda; Insecta; Diptera; Tephritidae.